UGGCAGAAAGUUUAGAGUCAAAAUGGGGAGACAUUUCCACCUGUACGAGAACAUCUCCAAAGUCAACCCCUUUGAGGGGCCCCAGUAUUACCUGGCCCCAACCUGGGCUUUCCACCUGCAGACCCUCUUCAUGGGCCUGGUCUUCUUUAUUGGUACGCCUUUAAACUUUAUCGUYCUCGUGGCCACCAUCAAGUACAAGAAGCUCAGAGUUCCUCUCAACUACAUCCUGGUCAACAUCACCCUGGCUGGAUUCAUCUUUGUCACCUUCUCCGUCAGCCAGGUGUUCGUCGCCACCAUGAGGGGCUACUACUUCCUGGGUUACACCUUGUGUGCCAUGGAGGCUGCCAUGGGCUCCAUAGCAGGUCUGGUGACAGCCUGGUCCCUCGCCGUCCUGUCCUUUGAGCGGUACCUGGUCAUUUGUAAACCAUUUGGAGCCUUUAAGUUUGGCAGCACUCACGCUGCAGCUGCUGUUGUCUUCACCUGGUGCAUGGGGGUGGGCUGUGCCACGCCACCUUUCUUCGGCUGGAGCAGGUACAUCCCCGAGGGGCUGGGCUGCUCCUGUGGACCCGACUGGUACUCGAACUGUGAGGACCGCAGCUGUGGYAGCUACAUGAAGUUCCUGCUGGUCACCUGCUUCAUCCUUCCUCUGAGCAUCAUCAUUUUCUCCUACUCCCAGUUACUGGGAGCUCUGCGAGCUGUUGCAGCCCAGCAGGCAGAGUCAGCGUCCACCCAGAAGGCUGAGAAGGAAGUCUCCAGGAUGAUCAUCGUCAUGGUGGGGUCCUUCGUCAGCUGUUACGGGCCGUACGCUCUGACAGCUAUUUACUACGCUUACUCUCAGGAUGAAAACAAAGAUUAUCGCCUCGUCACCAUCCCCGCAUUUUUCUCCAAGAGUUCGUGUGUUUACAACCCGCUGAUCUACGCCUUCAUGAACAAACAGGUGAGGACUGUAGAAUCGGCAAACACACUCAUCUCCUUGUACUUUGAAGAUUUCUUGAAGACGUUUUAUAUUUUUGUUGCCAUUGACCCAGUUAUAAGUCCUACUGUCCAUUUUAAAACUGUAAGGCAUCGGUUCUGUUUGGGGAUGAAGCUAAUCUCAUCUUUUAAUCCUGCAAGUAAAAUCUGAGGCCACCUGGAGAGAGCUGAGGAGUAAAUAUGACUUUCUCCGUCUUUCAGUUUAACGGUUGCAUUAUGGAAAUGGUGUUUGGCAAGAAGAUGGAAGAAGCAUCUGAAGUGUCUUCAAAGACUGAGGUGUCCACAGCGUCUUAGU
Austrofundulus limnaeus is the source of this 1267-nucleotide messenger RNA. RefSeq names its product opsin 1 (cone pigments), short-wave-sensitive 1 (gene opn1sw1). Gene Ontology annotation, biological process: phototransduction; visual perception; G protein-coupled receptor signaling pathway. Gene Ontology annotation, cellular component: membrane. The record is from RefSeq and is a predicted model, not a curated record. Bases 23 to 1123 code for a protein of 366 amino acids. The transcript has 4 exons. Lineage: Eukaryota; Metazoa; Chordata; Actinopteri; Cyprinodontiformes; Rivulidae. Gene Ontology annotation, molecular function: G protein-coupled receptor activity.